CCGCGGCAUGUGGGAUCCUCCCGGACCGGGGCACGAACCCGUGUCCCCUGCGUCGGCAGGCGGACUCUCAACCACUGCGCCACCAGGGAAGCCCAGCCCCCGUUUAUAUUAGGUGUUUUCUCUUCAGUGCUGCUGCUUCCUGGUCCUAAACCCUUCUGAGGUCUAGCCUUACAGUGCCUGGGUUUGAAUUCCGGCCCUGCUGCCUGCUAGCUGGAUGACUGUGGGCUUGUUACUUAACCCCUCUGAGCCUCCGUUAGGUAGAGAUAAUAAAAGCACCUAGUUCCCAGGACUGUUGUGAGCAUCCAAUGAGAUAAAACAUGGAGGGGGCAGCAGAAGACCUAGAUGCUCAAUGUGAGUUACUUAUUGUUUCAUUUGGAGAGCCUUGGAACUCUCCCACAGAAGGUUAAUUUCAAAGCAGAAUCCUUUUUAAAGUUGGGAAGGACCCUCGGAACCCAGUUGGCUCGAGGUCCUCAUUUUACACAUGGGCACGGAAGCUCAGGAAGGGGAAGGACUUGAUCAGUGUCAUAGCUGAUAGAAGACGGGCCAGAAUCUAAUGUUCUUAUGUCCCAGGCCACUGUAUUUGCUAUUAAAUCACAGCUGCCUGGGAGCAAGACCAAAUCAUAUGAAGCUCAGGAGACAGUCAAUUGUGCCUCUGCUGCCCUUUAGAGCUUUGAAAACUGAUGAUGCAGCUGUGAUCUAAUAAGUGAGCCUUUGAUUGAAUCAGCACUCCCGUGGCCUCAACAUGCCGGGUACCAGGGCCUUGUCUAGCGAGGCUGCUGUGGUAGCUCCUUGGCCGGUGAUUCACGACGUCAGGGAUGCCAUGGGGGCCUCUAUGGCUGGUGCCAUGGAAGGAGGGCAAAUCUCUUCACCCACUGAGGGCUUCUGUGGUCACCGCUGGCACAAUCAAGACACUGAAGACCCUGGAUGGGGCCAUGGGGCUGGUCUAGUGAUCCAGUUACACACGCCCCUCCUCCUGCCCCGAGAGACGCUUGACCAGAGUGGCCUCUAGUCAGUCCUGAAGUCGGUGAGGCGGAUGUAGAGGCUUCCAAAGGGGUCAGACUCCAGCAGAGAAAGGAAGGCUGGGCCCUGGAGGACUGGACUCCUGGGAGCUGAGAUGCUCUGAGCAGCCUGGCAUGGGGGUGCCCCACCUGCUGGUGAUAGCUGGAACUGCCAGAAGAUGCGUCUCAUUAAAAGGUGGAGUCUGUUCCACCUCCCAUCCCCCCUACUGCCUCCCCGCAAGAAGUGUAGUCCAUUGCUGGAGAGAAGUCUGGUCCAGGAGCUCACCUUGGAGCGAUGGACCUUUUAACUGGCUUACAGGUCCCACUGGCAUUUAGAGGCUCUUGAAAAUUUGGGAGAUGAGAGGAGCUGUCGCCAAGGACUGGACUGGGUCCUUGGGUGAGUGACAUCACUUCUUGGAAGCCUCACUGCCUUGUCAGUCUAUCUAAAAGGGGACCAAAAUUGCCACUCCACAGUGCUGUGGGGAAGGUCGAGUGAAAUAAUGGAUAUAAAAUCACUUUAUAAACUGGAAAGUGCUGGACAGUCCUGGGGCCACUGCUGAUGGUAACUGGAAUCCCUUAUUCAAAUAUGGGCUCUCAUGGCGUGGCUCCUUCCUGACCUAAAGAUGCGGGAUUUACAAAGCUGGGCUACUCACGGACUCUGUGUGUGUGUCUCUCUCCUGCUUUCUGUCCCUCCCUCUCUGUCUCUCCUUCCCUUCCUCCCUCUUCCCCUCUCCUCCGGCCCUGGGCCUCCCCUGCAGUCCCAGAGGACCCAGGACACCUCUCAGCAGGACUUGGCACCUGAGCCUGGGACGGCCACAGGCUUGGAAGUGUUCACUCAGAAAAGCCUCGCAGCAUCUCCUGAGGUUACUGUCGUCACCUCCCCACCCACCCAGAACCACCCUAAUAAUCUUAAGAAAACCCUUUCUCUGGGCUGAGGGGGUGGGCCAGACUCUGCCUUGCAGGUGGGAGCAGUGGGUAGCUCAUGUUGGCCCCAUGCUGUGACAAGUGAGCGUCCCCUGUCCCAGGGGUCCAUAAUGGGCCAGCCCGUCCCUCAUCCAUGGUUUCUCAGGAAGGAUAGGACUGAAACCAUUCAAGGAAGACGGAAUGGUCUGAGUCGCCUCUGGCUUAAAACGGGCAGGUAGAAAUGACCUCUCAGGCCCCGCUGAGGCAGGUGACCUGGAGGCAGGUUCUGACUGCUAAGCUUGGGAUCAGGGAUCAUGGCACCUAAAUACCUCUGCUCUGAGGUCUUGUCUCUGUUCAGAAGCCUGAGUAAGGUCUAGCAGUGACUAAUUAGCCCCUCCAUCCCCUGCUUCCAUUCUCUAAACUCCCCUUGGAGUUUGGGUCUGUCAGGGUCCCCAGGCAGGCAAAAGUGGGUGUGUUUCACCAGGGAGCAUCCUUGGGGUUGUACAGAUGUCGGUCCGGCAAGCAUUCUAAAUGAGGAGAGCAUCACUUCUCUGCCCAGGAUGGCAGUAGGCCGAGGGUCCUCGGAACUUCCUGUGCCCCUGCGUGGAUGCCGGGUGGAAUCCAGGCCCAGGAGCAGGGGGCUGCAUCCUCCCUCUUUGCUGGGACUUCAUAGACCGUCGGGAUUGGAAGGGACCGAUUGAUCAUCUGGGUGAAAAUUCCUUCCCUCUGAUAACCAACCCUCCUCUGUUGGCAUAGUGUGUAAGAGGGCAUAUACCGUUCUCCAUUCCCAGAGAAAAAUUUUGUAGCUGCUAGAAACGUCCUGAAACUGUAAGAGAGCCGUGAGUCAGCUACGUAAGUGGUAAAACAUAAAUCACAGUUCUACUCUGCAUUUUUCCUAAAUGUAAAAUUAAAAACAAAGCUAGGAGCACUCUUGAGAGAAGUUGGACAGGAGUCAGCAGCAUCCCCAGGUUAGGGAAGCAGUGGUGCCUUGGAGCACAGAGAUUUGCAUAGAGCCAAGCACAGGUGCCCUAACUUGGGGGGUUGCAGGAUUGGGAGGGCAACAUGCGCCCUUCACCAGCAUCCCUGAAAAUUAUCCGUCCAGCCUGUUCCACAAGGGGGCUCUCCCUGUUCUUAACAGCAGUCCAUUUUGUCUUCUUCAGUCAUGUGUUGGGAAGUUUCCAUAUUGAAUUAUAACCUGCCCUUCCGAAUCACCUGCCUGUGGGCCUCGCUCUGCCCCCUGGCGCCUGUAGUCCCAGUCUGCAUCCUCCUCCAGGAAGGCCCUUCAGAGUUCAGCGUCCCCCCUGCCCCCCAACUACCACUUUCUUCCGCAGCUUCUCCCGUGGGUUCUAGAGGGCUCCUUGUCCUGGACCCCUUCCUCUGGGGGUCUCCUGUAAAGAGCAGGGCCCAAAAUGUAACCCAGAGCUCCAGGUGGACCCUGAACAGCCCGGGUCAGCAGAAUCCUGGCUGGAGAUUUUCUUCCUGUCAGCUUGUGUGGGAACAGAACUGGCCCCACUCCAGCUCCCAGCUCCCGUUUUGCGGCCAGUCUUGCUGCAGUGGCUCCAGCUGACAGCAGGGGGUGCUCUGAGCAGGCACUGAAGGUCCCCUGGCUCAGUGGAAAGAAUGGCCCGGUGGCUUCCCUGACAUCUUUUAUCCUGUGAAUUGGGUCAGAGAGCCAAAGCUUUCCUCUCUUUGUUCAGGCUCUUUCUCUCUUCAGGAUUUUUACUUGUUAGAUGCAGAGCCUCUUCUUCCCUCUGGGAGCCUCAGUUUCCCCUUCUGAAAUGAGGGUAACAGGACCUGCUUCACAGGUCGCCAUUUGGAUUAAAGUUAAUAACUUCUCCAAAGGGCUGACACUGCCUGGCACAUAGUAACUAAAUAUAAGUACAUGUUUCCCUUUUUCUUUCUGCAGAAACUUUCUGUUCUGUGCCAGCUCCCACCCCACUCAACCUAGUUUCUAAGCUUCUGGUUGCUAGAAACUAGUUUCUAGUUAGACGUGGGCAGGAAUGUUCCACAAGGGGUCUCAUGGACCAUCUUUGGCCAUCCUUGCCAGGCUGAUGGUGUCAGUACAAGCUGAAAUGGGAGCAGCUAAAGGCGCCUGCUUCCCAAGUAGAAGAGAAAGGAGGCUUUGUAGGCUCUCAGAACUCUUCCCUCUGGGAUGGUUCCAGUGUUGUUGUCCUGAAAGCUUAACAACCUGAAGUAGAAUCUCCGAAACCCACGCAGGUUUUGUCUGGGCCUCCCCCCUUCCUUUUCUCUCUCUUUCCUGUUGGCAAGAUUCUCUUAAUGAGGUUUGAUUCCCUGACAAUCAUGGAGAUUUUGCUAAAAUGGAGCAGGGGGAGGGGUGGGGGAGGUCAGAGGGCUUAUAAUGCUCCCUUGAGUCUUCAGAAUCCUUCAGAUCUUCUGGGAUCUGACAGACUCCUCACCAGGUCAUAACCUGCAUUGGAGCCCAAGCGCAUGGGAACCUGCCCCCUGCUGCAGUCAGGAGCAGUUUUCGGCACAUCUUACCGUGGAGCUUUUCACAGGACACAGGAUCAGAGACCAGGUUCUAGGCCUGCCUUUGCCACUGGCUCACUCUCUGACCUUGGGCACGGUGCUUACUUCCCCAGCCCUCAGUUUCCACAUCUGUGCCAUGAGGGACUUGGGUCAGAGCAGUGGUUUCAAAGGAGGGAGGCACUUUGGGGCACUAGGGCAGCCCAGGCCUCCAACUUCCACGGGGCGGGGGGCGGCCCUGUAUCUGUGUUACACAUUGGAUUGCCAUCAAGAUUUUGUGUGAAGAAGGUAUUCUGUAGUUUCGAGAAGAUUUGAAUCCCAUGGGCCUUCUCGCAUUGUUGCUGUUGUUUGCACCUCGCGGCUUGCAGGGUCUUAGGUCCCCAACCAGGGACCAAACUCGGGCCCCCGGCAGUGAAAGCACCGGGUCCUAACCACUGGACCACCAGGGAAUUCCUGGCCUUCUUGCUUUUUGAACAAUUCUAGAAGUCCAUCCUUCCCUCCUAAGUGUUGCUUGAAAAACUCUAGGGGAGGUAGAGGGCUGUUUUGCUGAUGGUUGACAGUGCUGUCCUCUCAGUGCUGUGGACCAGUGAUGAUGCUUAGAUAUUUAGAUCUUUACCUUCUAUGAUAUGUUCAGGUCAGUCCUCUUCCAGUCUUUCUGUGGAUUUUGUUAGAAUUCUCCAAGAACAGGCCUUGGUAUUUGUUUCUUUGGGAAUGAACCCCACAGAGUUCAAGCUGUUUCAGCCACUGCAGCGACUGGCACUAACCUCUAGAGCUGGUCGUUUGGUAUAUUUUGGUCUAAUCUCUUUCCUUCCAAUUAGCACUUGCAGAAAGGUCCGAUUUCAGGCUGUGGCCUGUGAAACUUAACUCAGUGCCUCCCCGACAACUCGACAUUAGAUCGCAGUUGGGACCCAUAUUCCAUUGGCUGUAAGUCAGCAAGGCUCUCAGGCAUUCUUUUCCUGACUCGACUGACUGUGACCUUGAAAAAGUCACUGACCUUCUCUUGGCCUCAGUUUACCCAUUUGCACAAGUAGGAGAUUGGACUGCAGGAAGUCUUAGGAGUUCUUUUGGCUCUAGCCUUCAAAGAUUCCAUGUGAUGUAAGCUACUUUCCCCUCUGACACUGGCAGCUCUAUUAUUAAAAGAGGAAGAGUCCUGGACCAUCUGUGGAUUUCCAUGCCCCGAUGGUUAACACGGGGAGGGUAUGAGACCGCAUCCCAUUUUACCCGGUUAGGGUGGUGGUUGAGGGCAACAGUAGAUAAUUUGUUGGGUGCCUUGAUGGGAAGAGUAGCCUUGAUGAGGCUGACCUGCCUUCCUGUCCCCAGCCAGCUGACCUUGACCAAGGGGGCAGGUGGACCUUGGUCCCUUCUUGCGGAGGGAAAAAGUGAACCCAUUCUUAAGGUGCCUGAUAUUUCAUGUUAACUCUUCUUGCUCCAAUUAAAACGCAGGGUUCAGAGCAUUGGGUAUUUAUAGAAAGAGAGUACAUUAGGCCAGAAGAACUCAGUCUCCUAAAAGUGACCGCCACACAGCAGGAAGAAAGGGAGGCAGGCCUCGCAGACAUGCUUGCUGACGGCAGACUCUCCAAGGUAGACGUCCUGGUGGACAAGUUCACCUUUCAAAUGGCCACAGAAGAAAAGGUGGGAGCCAAAGGAGCAAACACACAGCGACAAGGAAGAAUGAUCACGAGCCCUGAAGGCUUCAAGUCAGUGUGGGAGGAAAGCCCCUGGGUCAGGGAAGGCCCAGGAGGGGCUUCUCUGGCUGCAGGCCGCACGCUGGCAGGAACGCUCCCAGAGGGCUCCUGGUUCAGGGUGGACCCUGGGGAGGCAACCAUCAGGAAGCAGCGGGCCUCCAGGGAUCAGCUGGAGGGCCCGGCAGAGCUAAGGCAGAAGUGGGAGGAGUUCCAGGCUUGCGGAAGACCCGCCGCCCCGGCCACUGGCCCUGCAGAGGUGGAUGUCGCCUCUCCAGCCUCCGACACGGGAGGACUCCGGUCGUUUCUGCUGGACCCAGCCUACACAGAAGCCAGAGCCGACUCGAGCGAUGAAACCGACACUUCCUUUGCAGAGAGAAGCUUCUAUUUAAACUAUGGAGAGAAAGAGUCUGAAGACCAAGUCCUCCCUCCGGCCCUGGAGGAGAGAGAGGAGCACUUAGAUGCCCCACCUGGCUGCGAGAGCAGGCGGAAGCUGUCGGAGGAGCUCACGGAGACCUCAGAGCUGGACUCCUCAGGCCCAUGGGGCUCUGCUGCCACUGUCGGCAGAAACAAGCACCACGAGGGUGAAGCCCACUCAGCUUCCUCAGAGGGAGGGGCGGGGCCCCCCAGGAACCAAGGACCAGAUGACCUGGAGGUCUUUGUCAAGCAGCUUGGAAAGGGACCUUCUCCAGGGCUGAUGUUUGCUGAGUACGAAGCCCGGUGGGAGGUGGAAGGAGAGUCUACCCACCCAGCAUCCUCAGUAGCUGCAGAGGAAGAGGCCCCCCAGAGUGGAGAUUUGAUGGGAAAGGCUGAGAAAAGUCCCCCAGGAGAAUGGAACCACUCACCUCACAGAGGAGGGGGCAUGCGUCCAGACAGCCAGGCCUGUGUCCUUCCGUGGGCCAUCCCUCCUAGCGAUGUCAGGAAGCCAGCCAAGCCGGACAGAGGCAACUUCCUGCCCAGAGAGAGGGGACCAGUUCACACCCAAACAGGAGAACCUGUGACAGAGGACAGCAAGGCCCCAGCGUUUCUUCAGAUGGAGGAGGUGAUCACCCCCCUCCCAACCUCGCCCCGUCCCUUUGCGGCUCAGACGUCUCCAGAGGAAGCUUCUUCAAGCCCAGCCCCUUAUGGGUCGGGGGAGCCUGUGCAGCUCAGGGACCGCUUUGGAGAACAGUCCGCCAUAUUUCUCAAACAUGCCCAUCCUCCUAAAGAGAGCCCGGAGCCCAAGGACCGAGUAGGGCUGGCUGUGACCCCAGACGGAGGUGAGCGCAGGGCCCCUCCCAUCGCCAGCAGGAAGCCCAGAGUUGUCCCUGAAGAAGCCCAGGGGUUGCGGUUCCCUUCAGGGAAGCAAAAGGAGAUGACCUCUUUCCAGGCUGGGGGUCAAGAGGGCUCCCUGGAAGAUAUUAGCAAGACCUCUGUGGCCAACAAGAUUCGGAUCUUUGAGACCCACGGAGCUGAAACUCGCUGGGCGAGUCAGGGUGAAACCAGGGCCUUUGCAAACGAGUUGUCUUCGGAGGCCUCUGUGGGGCAGGUCGAGCAACAGCGGAGUAGGCGUUUAGACCUGGGAUUUGCUCAGUUUCAGCUCCCAGAGGACUUUGCUGCCCCCAAAGCCACACAUUCCUCCAUGAUGCCGCCAGCUACCAGACACUUCUGGGAGGGCAUUUCUACCCCAUCCCCCCGGGAAGGAUGCAUGGACGUCGAGCUCGUGUCCCCCAGUCCAGGCUGCGAAACUACACUGGAGGAAGCUACUGGGGGAACUGGCCACGUGAGCCCCCGCCCCCAUGCUGCCCCCAGCCCGGGAGCUGACCGCAUGCCGCGUAGUUCUUUAAAAGCAUGUUUCUGUGGCCCCUCGUCAUUACUGCCACCAGAGGCUGCUUGUCCAUCCCUAUGAGUUCUUUUCCCUAAACGGGCCUGAGCGUAGCCCAGGCGGAAUGACGGGUUCAUCUGCUUGGCCCAUGUUAGCUUAGCCACACAGACCCUCGGCUUUUGGUGUGACCUGGUGCCCGGAGGGUCACACAGCGCCGGUGGAGGAAGUGGCACCGCCUCCAGCAAACUACACAUUUGCUUUGCCUUGCUGCCCGCACCUGCUGGGUUCCUACCGUUUUGCUUGGCUUGUCCAACGAUCUUCCUUCAUCCUUUCCCUUCCCUGGUGCUCCUGCCUUGGGGAAGCUGACAGUCCAGAGGUUUCCAUCCUUCACUUCCGGCUCCCUCUCGGUCCUAGUGCCAAGUUCCUUUCUGCCUCCUUAAGACUAACUGUCUUCUCUAAUCCAGAACAAAUCCGGAGACGCGGUCAGGCAAGAGAAGCACGUUACCAGCUUAGCAGCGAAUCCCCCAGGAAAGGGGGGGCACCUGAGAUUCACCAGCCCCUCAGGCCCGCAGGUCUCUGCAGCCCCUCGGUGCCCUGAUGACCUGGUCAUCUUCGC
This is a messenger RNA of Aethalodelphis obliquidens (Pacific white-sided dolphin), 8487 nucleotides long. Its product is annotated as histone-lysine N-methyltransferase SETD1A-like. The record is from RefSeq and is a predicted model, not a curated record. The transcript has a single exon. NCBI's taxonomy places the organism in Eukaryota, Metazoa, Chordata, Mammalia, Artiodactyla, Delphinidae. The coding region runs from base 5796 to 7955 and encodes 719 amino acids.